CGUCUCUUCAGGGACCCCCCCUCCCUUUCCAAGGGUGGGAACAGCCCUCUCUGCCUCCCCCCCCCUCUCCGCCUGUGCGUGCAACAACGUCCCCAUUUCCCAGCAGAAAAGAGGAAGGGGCUUUGUAGUCCUUCCAAGCCACACCCUCCCCUUCCCCCCCCCCUCUCUGUCAGGGGGUCCCGCUGGAGGAGCAAACAAAAGCGGGGUCCCUCUUGGGCCUGUGGUAAGAGGCCUCCCACCACCACGCGCCCCCCUCCCCAAGAAGGAGGGGGGGGUUGCUGCUAGGCUGGGUGCAAAAAAAGGCUGUUUCUAGGCUCCCCCCCAGGAGGAGGAGGGGGGGGCUGCAGCCAAUGCACAGCCUGGGCUUUGCUGGGGCUCCUGAAAUUUAGAGAAGGGGGUGCUUUGGGCCUCUGAGUGGGGGGGGGAGUGGGAAUUCCCCCCCCCCCCCGGGGGGGCUUUGUGAGGUUGCCAAGUUGGGGAAGGUGUGAAAAAUGUGUUUUUUGAGUUGGCCUGGAAGGGAAGGAAAACCAGGCCCAUUUGGGAGAAAAAUGGGGGGGAAAAAACAACUUUUUAAAGUUUGAACCCAAACUUGAAAUGGGGCUCCUUAAAAGCCUAGCCGGACACCCUAUGACUGAUAAUUCGGCAUUCCUGGUUGGUUCAAAGUUGUCCGAAGGAAACAGGAACAAAUGUGGGAAGGGGAAAAAAAAAGGAAUAUUUUAUGCCCAAGAAAUAGAAUGUGGAUGUAAUGGAAGAUCUUUUCUGUUGGUGGCUGCAGGUCUUCCUUCUAAACCACUCUGGAGAAAUUCAAAUUCUGUUUCCCCUAUCUUUUAAAACUACUUUUCUGCCACCCAUUUAAUCAAGUUUUUUUUUUAAAUCAAAUUCUGCAGUUCACACCCCCCCCCCUUUGAUCAGAUUUUUUUUAUUUGGGUCACAGAAUGGCACAAUUUCCUUUAAACACUGGCUUUAUUUUUUACCAGCAGCACAAUUAUUGUGAAAAAUCAAUAUGAUGCAAGUGAAUAUUGAGCAUCUUGAAUGGCAGAUAAUUGAAAGGCUUUGGUUGAUUAAUCUUCCUGCUGUUAAAGUGAUCUUUUUAAACAAACUUGCACAUCAAGAAAAUGCAUGAUUUUGCACAGGCAUAUUGACUGAUAUUGACCACAAUGCAAAAAAAGUUUGUUUGCAUUAACAUUGCUUGAAAAUAGUGCUAUGACUAUUAUCUUUAUCAUUAGUCAUAUUUUAACAAAAGUCAGUUUCAACAAAAAGUUUUUAAAAAUCCCUUAAAAGUCUGAUUGUUAUAAAGUUUUUUCCAUGUUUAUCUUUACUAUCUAAUGAAUUCCUCACCCUCACCCACCCUUGUUCAAAACUACCCCAUUCUAGUUUUCCUAGUGGUAAAUGGUUGUAUAAUAAUUAAAUGACAAGACAGGUGUGUUUUAUAGAUGAUGAAUCUUAUGAACAUAGUUUUCUUUUAAAAAAAAGCUAAUAUACAUACACUCGGAAAUAGCUAAUUUGAUUAGAACUUCAGAUUAAAUACUGAAUUUAUUUCUGAGUGAAUGUGAGUUAAAAUUCCUUUUACUCUUUUUUAUUCGAAGGAGACUCCUUUUCCAGGAUUUUCCCAAAAGGGAACAACUUCAAACACAGAAGUGAUUAAAUAUGGACCAGUAUCAUCUGAGUGAUGACAGUUCACUCCAUUCUGAAAUUCAGCUCCCUGAAUUUCCUGGGAAUCAGGCUUUGGACUGUAGCGAUACAUUCAGCCAUGAUCUCUGUCCAGAUAUGAGAGACAUGAUUUAUGCUGGACUGAACAAUCUGGAUGUGGAUCCCAGCCUUUCGACUACAAAUAUAAACAGCGAUUCAUUGGAAGACAACUUGGACACCUUGUCUUUGUACUCUGUAAAAGACUGUGAUUCCGCUAAACUCCUUGAUGAUUGUGACACAGACUCACAACCGCUUUUGCAGGAACUGGGGCUUCCUUCGGCCCCUUCGGCCCCGAAAGAAGUGGAGCCAGGAGGCAGAUCCGGUUCCGGGAAGAAAGGAAGAGCCCAGCAAAACGCCCUUCAAGCCCCUUUCGUGGAUUGCAGCCUCUGCGGGAAAGUGUUCAGCAGCACCAGUUCCCUCAGCAAGCACUACGUGACUCACAGCCAGGAGCGGAAGCACAUCUGUAAGAUCUGCAGCAAAGCUUUCAAGCGACAGGACCACCUGAGUGGUCACAUGCUGACCCACCAAAAAACAAAGCCCUUCAUUUGCAUAGAAGAAGGUUGCAACAAGAGCUACUCGGACCACCGGUCGCUGCGCCGGCAUUACGAAAUGCACCAUGGCCUGCGGCUGUUGAAGGACGAGGAAGCCUGCGAGAGCACGCCGCCUCCGCACGAUUCCCACACCCAGGCGGGACAGGGCGGUUUGAGAGCGGCAGAAAGCUUGGCCGUCCACCCGGAAUCGCCAGCGGGGCCCAAUCAUUCCCUCUUGCCCAACCGAGACCUGCUGAGGUGUAUCGUUAGCAGCUUGGUCGGCCCGAAGCUGCCGUCCGCUCCGUCCUCAUCGGCAGGGCCGAGCGAAACCGACUCCAGGGGAGCCUUCCAGCCUUCCAGCUCUACAGUCUACGGUCAGAUUUCCUGUGCGCCCACCUGCAGCGCUACUGCGGUCAGGGAAACCCCCGGCGAGCAAGCCAUGAAGGACAUGUACCCUUGCCGAAAGACCUUGCCGUCUUCCAGCAUGUACACGAUCAUCAACACGGGAAAUUUAUCCAUCCUCGGGCCGUCGGAGAGCCACGCAAAUUUGCCAGACAGGCCUUCCCUUGCGGAACGCGACUUCCCUAUAGAAGCCGGUGCUUUGGAGUAUUGGUCCAACAGCGGUAUGCCUCGUUUCCCCUUAUUCAGGGGGCAGAAGUUUCCCACCCCCACCCAACAGCCAAGCAGCAGCGUCCAGUGGGCCAGAAACGCGCCCCCCGUUGGCGCCAAAGCCAAAGGACACGGCCUUUACGUCGCUCAACUGUCUUCUGCCGGUCACGACGCUUCCCAAGGGAUAAUGGGUCCGUCUCAUGCGUUUGACCCUGUGAGACCCACCUUCGAGUGUCCAGAUGUUUUGCCCUUCCCUCCGGCUUCUUUAAAGGCCCACGGGGAAGUUCCCGGAGAAGCCCGACUCCGAUGCUUCGAAGAGACGUUCAGCCCAGCGGCCAGACUGUCGGAUGCCCCGAAACAUAGCCUACUCCAGAAGGGCGAGGCCACGCCUCUCUUCCGGCAGCUCUUCAUGAAAUCCAAGGAGUCCUCUCUGAGCCAGGAUCAGCUCCAGGUCCAGAGCCACCUCUUCCAGAGGAUCACCAAAUCUCAGCACAUCGUGUCACACACCAAGGUGUUGGCUCCGUCGAAGGAGGCCGAAGAGGCAGGAGCCAAAGCGGUCCCCCGUGGGUUUCAGCCGCCGGCGGAUUUGGCUCGCCCGGCCGUACCGCUGAUGGAAAACGAGGGGCCUCCUUCGACUCCGUUUCAAGCAGACUUUUCGCCUGAUCUCAAAAAAGACGGGCACCAGCCACCUCUGCCCUCUUUUCAUUCGCCGGCCCUGCCCUCGGUAACCGCAAGCAGCGCGUCCCACGCCAAGCACUCCCGGCCUUCCAAAAGGUGCCUGGAGUGUAAAGAAUUUCCCAGCCCCAAUCAGUAUGAACACACCCCAGGGAACCACACUUACGGGAAGCCCAGGGAAUUGGAAAGUGACUCUCCUCUAGCCGGGAAGAAAGAGAAGGCCAAGGCUUGCGCUAAAGAGUCCGGCAGCAAAGGACAUUCUCGCAGCGGUAGACCCCGCCGGAAGGAGAAGCCCAAGUUUGACAUCACCUCCAUGGCCUCUCCUAGCCAAGUAGCCAUGGCUUCCUUUUCCUUGCCCAGCACCUCGUUCGAGAGCGUGUCCCGAGCGAAGCCCAAGUUGACGAUUUUCAACAGAAUUCAGGGUGGAAAUAUCUACAGCUUUACUAAUGCAGUCAAAGAGGAAUGCUUUUCCCCUGGAUGUAGUAAGUCUGAGGCAGAUCCUGGAGACAGGAGUGAGAAAGGGAACAGCUUUCGCUGUGCAACCUGCAAUCAGCUGUUUUAUACCGAAAGGGGCCUGAGCAGUCACUUGUGUUUCUGUGGUGAGCAGUGGCAGUCUCCGUCAGGGAAGGAAAGACAGCAGGCCUAUGAGGCAGAGAAGUGGCCCUUCCAGGUGGCAGCGGACCGAGCGGUUCCUCCCGAAGCGAAAAGGUUUUCAGAAGAUGGAGCGGUCGCGCCUAUCGUAAUGCCCGUCUCGGUACCCAUAAUGGCUGCCAAUCAACAGCAAGUGAACGAGAAGGAAAGCCAGGAUGAUAAAGAUCUCCAGGAAGGCAUGCCCCCCAAGAAGAAGAAGAAGCGAGCUCACCCCAAAUCCCUGCUCAUCCCACCUCCUUCCCCUGCUGGGAACGAGAUUCAGCCCGGGACCGGAGGAUGCUACCAGAGUAACCUUCGCUCACCUGUCUUCCUCAUGGACCAUUUUCUUCAAGGCUUAAUGCAGUGCUCUCCCUACACGCCACCCCCGAUGCUCAGCCCCAUCCGGGAGGGCUCCGGCCUCUACUUCAACACCCUCUGCUCUACUACUACAAAUCCCACUCCGGUCUCCAUGUACACCUCCGUUUUAGAUGGGAUGGAUGGAGCCCUUUUAUUCUCCCUUGUGAAAGAUACGACCAAAAUUAACAUAGAACCGCACAUUAACAUUGGAAGCCGAUUCCAGGCCAAUAUACCCGAUCUCCAAGACAGAUCAACUCUGGAGGACUACGAGCACCCAGCCUCACUGGUCUGGAAGCCCUGGGGCGACAUCGUCACCAACAAGGAGACCCAGAAGAGAGUGGCAGAUCUGCUCAAGUUGGCCUGCUCCAGCGCGAUGCCAGGCGGAGGGACCAAUUUAGAACUAGCCAUACAUUGUCUGCACGAAGCCCAAGGAAACAUUUUGGAAGCACUGGAGAUGAUGUUACUCCAAGGGCCACAGAAGCCUCCUGCCCAUCCUCUGGCUAACUACCACUACUCAGGUUCACAUCUGUGGACGCCUGCUGAGAAGCAGUUGUUCAAGAAAUCGUUCGCCUUGCACAAAAAGGACUUCUACCUCAUACAAAAGAAGAUACAAACUAAGACCGUUUCUCAGUGUGUCGAAUACUACUACAGCUGGAAAAAAAUACUCAAAUUUGACUGCACCCGAGCGCAGGUGGGAGAAAAGAGACCCAGGACCGAGCAGGAUGAGACGGAAUUGGAUGAAGAAAAGAUGGUUUGCAGCCCCAAGAAGCGGCACUGCCACCUGCCUGAACAGGAGAAUAAGCCGAAAUCGAGGAAUUACAAAAAGGCAGCGCCUGGUGCCUUCAGUCCAGCUGGCGGCCAGAAGGACAGCCUAGAUGCCCCGAGAAGCACAGGCGGCCAGGGGGUCUUCCCUUGUAAGGAGUGUGCCAGGGUGUUUGACAAGAUAAAAAGUCGGAACGCCCACAUGAAGCGCCAUCGACUCCAGGAACAAAUGGAACCAAUGAUAAAAAUUAAGUGGCCCAUAAAGCACUUGAAAAACGAACCCAAGAAGGAAGAGAAAAGCUUGGACAUGAAUUUCCUCCAGUGGUAAAACUGGGAAUGGAGCAGUUUCGGGGUGUCUUGUAGAGUUCUGUUAAUAUUACUAUUUUGAUUUUGGAGGACGAUAAAGUAGACCGAUCAGUGAGAAAUUGCCAUUGUAUUUCGUAUCUUUUUUCUGUGACGGAUAUUGUACAUCUGCUUUUUGAUUCACUCUAUAGUGCCAAAGUGAUCUGUUCUUGUUAUUUUGUAUGCCCUCAGCGUUGGUUAUUAAAUUGGGUUUUGCAACCAAAACACUUGCCACGGCUUUCUGGAUUUAUUCUUUGGUUAGCUAGCUCCGAUCCAAAUGGUCGGAAAUCCAGAGAGAAUGGGGGUCUCUGUUGUUGCGUGUAGAUCAGAAUCCUACCAGGUAGACCAGACCAGGAAACAAAAAGUCUGGAGCAGGUGUGUCAAAUUCAAUUUAUAUUGAGGGAUGCAUCAGGGCUGUGGUUGACCUCGGGGGG
Molecule: messenger RNA, 6028 nt
Organism: Thamnophis elegans (Western terrestrial garter snake)
Lineage: Eukaryota; Metazoa; Chordata; Lepidosauria; Squamata; Natricidae
Gene: ZNF541
Product: zinc finger protein 541
Exons: 17
Coding region: 1648-5580 (1310 amino acids)
Biological process (GO): regulation of transcription by RNA polymerase II; negative regulation of DNA-templated transcription
Cellular component (GO): histone deacetylase complex; transcription regulator complex
Molecular function (GO): transcription corepressor activity
Source: RefSeq, a predicted model, not a curated record